Messenger RNA from Archocentrus centrarchus (flier cichlid), 2186 nucleotides. It is a transcript of the gene plrg1, whose product is annotated as pleiotropic regulator 1. The transcript is spliced from 15 exons. The coding region runs from base 161 to 1702 and encodes 513 amino acids. Gene Ontology annotation, biological process: mRNA splicing, via spliceosome. The record is from RefSeq and is a predicted model, not a curated record. NCBI's taxonomy places the organism in Eukaryota, Metazoa, Chordata, Actinopteri, Cichliformes, Cichlidae. Gene Ontology annotation, cellular component: catalytic step 2 spliceosome; Prp19 complex; precatalytic spliceosome. Gene Ontology annotation, molecular function: protein binding.
UUUUGCGCUGUUUAUUUCCGGGGUAUCCGGUCGUUUGAGCGUCGCGGUGGUCAUGUUUUUGCGUUUGUGAGAUUAUAGGACAUUUGUGUUUUAUCUACUAAAAAAACAAACUUUUUUUUUUACAGCUUCGUUACAACAUCGAUAUAUUUUCAUCACCACAAUGACUGAGGAUGUUCAGAAGCACUCAGUCCACACUCUGGUCUUCAGAUCGCUUAAAAGGACUCAUGAUGUGUUUGUGUCUGACCACGCCAAGUCCAUCGCGCAUGAUGAUGAAAGCCACAAGUUGAAGAUGGGGGUUAAACUGAAGGCAGAGUACGAUGCAGUGUUACAUCUGCCCAUCCUGAAGGAAGGUAAAGACAGAGCCUCACAGUUUCCAGGCAGCUUGGAAGGUCACCAGAACUACGCACAGCCAGGUGAGGACCCAGAAUACUUGAUUACUGGGACACAUGCCUACCCCUCUGGACCCGGGGUGGCAUUGACUGCUGACACAAAGAUACACAGGAAUCCCAGUGAGACCGGAGUACACUCCAUGGCACUGGCUUUACCCCCCUCACAAGCUAGGCAUGACGCGACUCGCACAGCAGCCAGUGUUGCUGACAUCCACCGGCACGCAGGUGGAGCAGAGAGAUCUCACCCUCAGUCGACUGUAGUGUCGCUCAUGGAGGGAGGAGGCACCAGAAAUUCUGCCCUCAUGCGGAGAGCGCCCACAAUGCCGAAACCUCAGUGGCAUCCACCAUGGAAACUGUUUCGGGUCAUCAGUGGUCACCUUGGCUGGGUGAGGUCCAUCGCUGUGGAGCCUGGGAAUCAGUGGUUUGUCACAGGGUCUGCUGAUAGAACUAUAAAGAUCUGGGACCUGGCCAGUGGAAAACUGAAGCUCUCUCUGACCGGGCACAUCAGCACAGUGCGUGGUGUGGCUGUCAGCAGCCGCAGUCCAUAUCUGUUCUCCUGUGGAGAGGAUAAGCAAGUCAAAUGUUGGGAUCUGGAGUAUAAUAAGGUGAUCAGGCACUACCACGGACACCUCAGUGCAGUGUAUGAUUUAGAUCUACAUCCAACCAUCGAUGUGCUUGUGACGUGCAGCAGAGAUGCCACAGCGAGGGUGUGGGACAUCAGGACGAAAGCAAAUGUGCACACACUCACUGGUCACACCAACACUGUGGCCACAGUGAGGUGCCAGGCAGCAGAACCACAGAUUAUCACAGGGAGCCAUGAUUCAACCAUCAGGUUGUGGGAUCUGAUUGCUGGGAAAACCAGAGCAACUCUUACAAACCACAAGAAGUCUGUCCGGACUCUGGUGCUGCACCCCAGACAGUACACGUUUGCCUCGGGAUCUGCUGAUAACAUCAAACAGUGGAUGUUCCCAGAUGGCAGCUUCAUCCAGAACCUGUCGGGCCACAACGCCAUCAUCAACACUCUUGCUGUUAACUCUGAUGGCGUGUUGGUGUCUGGAGCCGACAAUGGAACGAUCCACAUGUGGGACUGGAGGACAGGCUACAAUUUCCAGCGUAUUCAUGCAGCCGUGCAGCCCGGAUCUCUGGACAGCGAGUCGGGAAUCUUCGCUUGCAUGUUCGACAACUCAGAAAGCCGGCUGAUCACCGCAGAGGCUGACAAGACCAUUAAAGUUUACAAAGAGGAUGACACUGCUACAGAAGAAAGUCACCCAGUCAACUGGAAACCAGAAAUCCUCAAGAGAAAAAGAUUCUAAAGAUCUUUUAUUUGUUCUUCUUGUCACAGUAACAUUGAUUCGUUUUAUUUCUACCAACUUUUGUUUUAGAUACUCCCAGCAGCUUUUGUUUGCUCGUGCUUUUCCAUCAGGCAAACUUUGCUUCAUGUAAUGCGACUUUGACAGAAGCGUCCACCUUUAUUCUAUAAACCAUUUGCAGUCCUCCUCGUAUGAUGUUAGUGCGAUAAAGCUGCUGUUUUUGACUGCCAGGAACCUCCCGGAGUGUUUGUUUUUGAGGGUGACGGCUCUCUGAUAGAUCUGGUCCACCCACAGAAGCUGCUCUUCACAUUCAGAAGGACAGACUUCAGAGUGGACCCGGUUCUUGCUGGAGUCAAACCCCUGAAAGACAAAGUGUGGAAAUUUGAGUCCCAAAACACUUUUUUGUAUUAUCGGUUGUACAGACAUGGAAACAAACAGAAUGUGACGUUUAUUUUGCUCCAUUUGAAUAAAGACCACAUUUUUCAGA